UGCACGAUCAGCUCGUUGAGAUCAAACCAGUGAUCAUAACUUCUUAAUUGAGAUGCAUGAGCUCGUUGGCGGCCAUCAGUUCGCCGCUGACACACGUCAAAUUUUCGUGCGAGCUUUUUGUUGCAAUUUGUGAUAACCUAAGCGCUUUGAGACCUUAACCUCCCGAGACCCGGUUAGGGGGAUGUGUCCAAUAUAUUGAACACUACUCUACUACUCCUAUUCGAAGGCAUGCAUCCUCAUGGAGCCCCGCUGCCCAAUGUGUGGCACACCUGCUGGCGCCAUCUAUUUCGCAUUGAUGAGAACACAUUGGUCAAAUUCCCACAAAACAGUUUCAGAAUAGCGGCAUUCAACGUCGCAACGUUUUGUGGCACCUGCUGGAGAACUCGGCCUUUCAACAUGGGCUGUACCAUCAGUCUGCUAUACCUGGUUGAUCUGGUGCAGGUCAACCUGGAGACUCACAAAUGGAGUCGGUGGCUUCCAAAGGGCAGAUCGGUGCGGUGAAUAUUACGCUCCUGCACCCGGCGCCUUUCUUCAUCUUCAGGGACUCUGAAAAGUUGACGUGGCGCAGAAGAAAAUCCACAUAGACUUUUCGUAGUGGCUCUGUGACUACGGUGUUCUGCAUCGGAGCACGAGGUCACGGGUUCGAUUCUCGACUGCAUUCCGAUGGGGCCAAAUGCAGAAACGGCCUGUUCUACGGGAGCGCUCUUCUCACGUGGUGUUCUAAACGCAGACGCCGACCUACUAUACCACCAUGAACUUCCUGCCCCUACUGAUGACUAUGUACGGAAUGAGUCACCCGGAAGGACACGACUCCGGGGUGACGGCCCGCAGAACCAUGCUGAGGUCGGCGCCGCACCACCACGAACUGGGAUCGAACUCGGUGCUGGACGACCCGGGGUACAUGCACGGCGAGCUGACCAAGGAAGACUUCGCCGACAUCGCGCUGUCGGUGAAGCGUCACGAGCACCUGGCGGAGCUCCACUUGGUCAUCUUCGAAGUGGCGAGGCCGCUCUCCUUUCCGCAGCUGCCUGGACAAUUCGACAUGUCCGGAAACCUGAGACACUUCGUGCCCCAGAGUCCGGACAAGGUGAAGCCCCAGUUCUUGCUGUAUUCGAACAAGGCCUCGCAUCCCGGCAAGUUCGUCUUCGAGACGGGCUUGGAUCCGGAAGGCUUCAAGAAGAUGGCGCCACUGAUUGAUCCCGGACAGAAGUUUUACAUCAUCGUGCACGGCUUUCUGAGCAGCGCCAAGACGGAGUGGAUGCAGGACAUGAAGGAACAGAUACUGGACAAGGAGAACGCGUCCGUGGUCCUUGUGGACUGGAGCCACGGUUGCGGCUCCAUUCUGGGCUACAGCACGGCGGCGGCUAACACCCGCGUAGUGGCCCGUUCGCUGGCGCUGCUGGUCAAGACGCUGGCGGACGCCGGCGCGGUGAAGCCCGAGCACGUCCACUACAUCGGCCACAGCCUAGGCGCCCAGACGGGAGGCUUCUUCGGCAAGGACGUCAAGCAGCUCACGGGAAAAGUCGUCGGACGCAUCACCGGUCUCGACCCCGCGGGACCGCUAUUCGAGUCAUACGGCGUCCAUCUGACAAAAGACGACGCCGUCUUCGUGGAUGUGCUGCACACGAGCAUCGGCAGCGGGUGGACGGACAUAGUCCAGGGCCGGCUCGGAAUGAGCACCAGUUGCGGUCACGUGGACUUCUACCCCAACGGCGGCAGGGAGCAACCGGGCUGCUGGAGAUUUACCUCCUGCUCGCACUCGAAGUCGACCGAGUUCUACGCCGAGUCGGUGCGCAAGUGCGACUUCCCGACUCGCUUGUGCAAGAGCUACGAAGAGUUCGUGGACGGGAAGUGCGUGCCCAGCUGCGAGGACGGCCGCACCUGCGGUCACAUGGGCCAUCCGGCCAGACUGCCGCAGGCCGGCGACCACUUCACGAAGACCACCAAGGAGCAGUGCCCGCCCAGGGGCAUCGGCUUCAACCUGCAAGUUGCUACCGUGCUUCGGAGAAUGGACCCGGACGAGAUGCUGCUGAAUUCGCUGGGACGUUCGGCGCAGAUCCUGCUCAAACAUGCCACGCCCGAAGAACGCCGGGAACUCCUGGACGCGCUCAGGAAGGAGCUGGACGAGCGAACCAGUCACGGGUCCGCGCGAAAUUAAUGAGCGACCGUUGGACUGACCACUGGACUCUAGCGCUGGUCUUAGCAUGGGCUUACAUUGUGUUCUACUGUUGGCUAUACUGUUGUGUGAACAUUACCGCGCGUUUGUGCUUUAUAAAGUAAGGAAGUUGGGGAAUUCGAUGCAAAAGUUAAUCCCGAAAUGCCGCACCUGGCGCCAUCGGCGUUACCAUGACGCCACGACAGAUGAGCAUUUGGCGUCGUUUUGUAGCAAUAAUGCUAUAUGUUGAGCCAUGAAAUUCCACAGAAAUUUAUCACGAGGACACAAAGCGCUGCCCUGUGUAUAGUUCAAUAGACAUGGCUUCAUUUUCGAAUUAUGUAAACGUUUUCUGUAUUUGUAUAUACAUUUCCGUUUUCGCCGCUUCACUCGACGACACGGGGUAAAACAGGCGGGGUGCAGUGGAGACUAACAGUUGCCGUUCAUCCACCCGUUGAUCUCUUUCCAACAAGGGACUACACAUUUAGCCGCUGAUAUUUGCACACGACACGCAUACUCCUGCAGU
This is a messenger RNA of Dermacentor albipictus, 2678 nucleotides long. Its product is annotated as phospholipase A1-like. The record is from RefSeq and is a predicted model, not a curated record. Gene Ontology annotation, biological process: lipid catabolic process. Lineage: Eukaryota; Metazoa; Arthropoda; Arachnida; Ixodida; Ixodidae. Gene Ontology annotation, molecular function: lipase activity.